Molecule: messenger RNA, 3649 nt
Organism: Rana temporaria (common frog)
Lineage: Eukaryota; Metazoa; Chordata; Amphibia; Anura; Ranidae
Product: BICD family-like cargo adapter 2
Exons: 12
Coding region: 223-1677 (484 amino acids)
Biological process (GO): Golgi to secretory granule transport; vesicle transport along microtubule
Source: RefSeq, a predicted model, not a curated record
UGUGUGUCCCGGUUACAGGAGAAUGUGAAGGGAGGGGGGUGUGUAAUCUGUUCUCCCCUCCCUCUGUAACCACACCUGUCGUCUGCGUACAUCUCCGAGGAGGAGGAGGAGGAAGAACGAGGAACGCCGAGAGAGAAGAGCGAGAGAGAGAAGAGCGAUCACCUGCCGCCGCUCCGACAUGACCCCUCCGGAGACCGCCUGACCCUACAGACGUGACGUCCAAUGACAUCGGGAGAGGCGGAGAGCCAGGGUGGGAUCCUCCGGGGCUGGAGCGGGGGUCUCUCCUCCCCCACCAUGGAGGAAGACUUCUACCCCUUCCUCCUGGAGAGGAGGCCAUCCUACCUGGCCGAGGAGGAGUCAGAACAGCAGGAGGAGGACCUGAGCCUGGCCCUGGAGAGGAAGAACAAGGACCUGCUAUUGGCUGCUGAGCUGGGGAAGGCCCUUCUGGAGAGAAAUGAUUAUCUGGAGAGGGGGAGGGAAGCACUGGAGGAGGAGCUCCGAGAGACCCGUGAGCGGUUGGAGCAGGAGAAGCACGCUCUGCGUCUGAAGAUGGAGGUGCGGGAGAGUGAAUGGAAAUCGCAGAUCACGGAUCUGGAGAGCGACCUUUCUGAGUCUCGGCUCCAGAUCAGACAGCUGAUGUCAGAGCACAGAGAGUGCGGACGAGAGACCUCCACCGCCGUACACGAGAUGUCCGAACAGAACCAGCGACUGCUGGAGCAACUAGCUCAGGUCUCCCAGGCGGAACAGUCCCUCACCCUGCAGCUACAAAACCUCAGAGAAGAGAACCGGGAGCUCAACCUGAGCCAAGGACACCUCGCCCCGUGUCUGCAGAGCCUACAGAGCGAGAACACCCUCCUCCUGGAGCAGAAGAAAGAUCAGGAGACCCGGAUGAGGCGCCUGGGAGAGGAACACGAGAACACACAGAACCUCCUCUUCACUCUGAAGGAGGCCGCACUCAGGAUGGAGAGGCAGAAGAGCGAGGGGGAGGCCCGGUUGCAGGAGGUCCAGGCGGAGGCCCAACACCUGAGGAACACCCAGCGCUCCCUCCAGAGCCAAGUCCAGGAACUGCAAGACGAGCUGAAGAUGAGGGACAGCCAGGCUCUGAAUAACAGCCAAUUCUCCCUCCACUCCGAGAUGGAGGACUGCCAGGUGAGGGCGGGGGGCUGCCAGGUGAGAACGAGGGGGCUGCCAGUUCAUAUGGCGGCCUAUCUGACGCAGCGGGAGAGAGACUUCCUCCAGGAGAAGGAAGAGGAAGUGAUCAGACUGCAGGAUCAGGUUACUAUCCAAUAUGUGGAGAUAAACUCUCUACGAGAGGAACUUCAGAAGCUGCGUGAGAUGUCCCAGCAGAAUGACGUCGACAGUGUCGUGAAACAAGCCAUCUCUGACCGGGAUGAGGCCAUCAUGAAGAAAGGCGAGUUGGAGCUGGAGUUGGCGAAGUGUCGCCUGGAGAAAGAUUCUAUGAGCCGGCAGCUUCUCAGUGCCGUGGAGCAAAAAGUGCUGCUGAGCCAAGAGCUGGAGGCGUGGCAGGAUGACAUGCAGAUUGUUAUCGGCCAACAGCUGAAGUCUCAGAGGGAUCAGGAGAAAGCCUCGGAGUCGGCUCCCAGCACCCCCACUAGGAAAGGGAGCACAAAACGAUCGCGGGACAGCGGCAUCUUCUCCAUCUUCAAGAGGAUUUGAUAAAGACAAUGCCAGAUUCUCAAAAUACCUCCAACCCCUUCAUUGUUUCACUAGGAGGCCUGGAACACCCUUCACCACCGUUUCUUCUGUGCCUCCAUCAUAGUGCUCAACCCAUUGACUUCAUUCCCUCCGGCGCCAUCAUCUCCAAUUCCACAUCCCCUCAGGCGCCAUCAUCUCCAAUUCCACGUCCCCUCAGGCGCCAUCAUCUCCAAUUCCAUGUCCCCUCAGGCGCCAUCAUCUCCAAUUCCACGUCCCCUCAGGCGCCAUCAUCUCCAAUUCCACGUCCCCUCAGGCGCCAUCAUCUCCAAUUCCACGUCCCCUCAGGCGCCAUCAUCUCCAAUUCCACGUCCCCUCACACUCCAUCAUCUCCAAUUCCACGUGCCAUCACCUCCAAUUCCACAUCCCCUCAGGUGCCAUCAUCUCCAAUUCCACGUCCCCUCACACUCCAUCAUCUCCAAUUCCACGUCCCCUCACACUCCAUCAUCUCCAAUUCCACGUCCUCUCAGGCGCCAUCAUCUCCAAUUCCACGUCCCCUCAGGUGCCAUCACCUCCAAUUCCACAUCCCCUCAGGUGCCAUCAUCUCCAAUUCCACGUCCCCUCACACUCCAUCAUCUCCAAUUCCAUGUCCCCUCAGGUGCCAUCAUCUCCAUUUCCAUGUCCCCUCAGGCGCCAUCAUCUCCAUUUCCAUGUCCCCUCAGGUGCCAUCAUCUCCAUUUCCAUGUCCCCUCAGGCGCCAUCAUCUCCAUUUCCAUGUCCCCUCAGGCGCCAUCAUCUCCAAUUCCACGUCCCCUCACACUCCAUCAUCUCCAAUUCCACGUCCCCUCACACUCCAUCAUCUCCAAUUCCACGUCCUCUCAGGCGCCAUCAUCUCCAAUUCCACGUCCCCUCAGGUGCCAUCAUCUCCAAUUCCAUGUCCCCUCAGGUGCCAUCAUCUCCAAUUCCAUGUCCCCUCAGGUGCCAUCAUCUCCAAUUCCACGUCCCCUCAGACCCCAUCAUCUCCAAUUCCAUGUCCCCUCAGGUGCCAUCAUCUCCAAUUCCAUGUCCCCUCAGGUGCCAUCAUCUCCAAUUCCAUGUCCCCUCAGACCCCAUCAUCUCCAAUUCCAUGUCCCCUCAGACCCCAUCAUCUCCAAUUCCACGUCCCCUCACACUCCAUCAUCUCCAAUUCCAUGUCCCCUCAGACCCCAUCAUCUCCAAUUCCAUGUCCCCUCAGACCCCAUCAUUUCCAAUUCCAUGUCCCCUCAGACCCCAUCAUCUCCAAUUCCAGGUCCCCUCAGACCCCUUCAUCUCCAAUUCCAUGUCCCCUCAGGUGCCAUCAUCUCCAAUUCCAUGUCCCCUCAGGUGCCAUCAUCUCCAAUUCCAUGUCCCCUCAGACCCCAUCAUCUCCAAUUCCAUGUCCCCUCAGGCGCCAUCAUCUCCAUUUCCAUGUCCCCUCAGGUGCCAUCAUCUCCAAUUCCAUGUCUCCUCACAUUCCAUUAUCUCCAUGACAUCUGCAGCUACCAUGACACACCCUUUAGUAUUAGUCUCACACCAUGACAUACAUUGUGACCAUAAGCAGGAGCCCAUCACCUCUCCUAUACUACCGUUCCCAAGUAUUAAGGAUCCAGCGUGUCUGUGACCUCUAUCACCUCUAUGACAUCACAGCUACUGGUCCACCACACGUAGAAGAGAGGAUAGUACAAUAUUCUAUAUAAAUCUCCAUCAUGGCUUCAACCCAAAGACAUCCCACACUCCGCCCACAUCCCACACUCCGCCCACAUCCCACACUCCGCCCACAUCCCACACUCCGCUCACAUCCCACACUCCGCCCACAUCCACACUCCGCCCACAUCCCACACUCCGACCUACAUCCCACACUCCACCCACACCCCACACUCCACCCACAUCCCACACUCCGCCUACAUCCCACACUCCACCCACACCCCACCCACAUCCCACACUCCGCCUACAUCCCACACUCCACCCACACCCCACA